Messenger RNA from Oncorhynchus gorbuscha (pink salmon), 5832 nucleotides. RefSeq names its product calcium-binding mitochondrial carrier protein SCaMC-2-B-like. Gene Ontology annotation, molecular function: ATP transmembrane transporter activity; calcium ion binding. The transcript is spliced from 9 exons. Lineage: Eukaryota; Metazoa; Chordata; Actinopteri; Salmoniformes; Salmonidae. Gene Ontology annotation, cellular component: mitochondrial inner membrane. The record is from RefSeq and is a predicted model, not a curated record. The coding region runs from base 612 to 2219 and encodes 535 amino acids. Gene Ontology annotation, biological process: transmembrane transport.
CGAGGUUGAAAACGCUAAAGUAGGCAGGAAGAGUCCUUUACGGCACCGGCUUUUUUGGGGGGGGUUUGUGAAAUCACUUAUCAAUCCAACUGCCAAGUCAAACGGGAGGAAUUCACCGGCUAUAGCCAAGAAAUUGGCAGUGGACAUCUUCAAUACCAGUAGAAGGUAUCACUGAAGUGACUUUCGUGGCACAUUACAACAAAAACUUGUUGAAAUUUACAGUAUAUUGACUAAGUUACAUUGUAACGCGGCUCAGCAUCCACCUCAUCACUUCUCAGUUGGCAGACGUAGCUAAACUAGCUAACGUUAGCUAGCUAACUAUUUUUGCCGGUUGCUAGUACGCCAACCGAGUUAGCGGAGAAUUAAAGAAGUCAACCGUUAUGGGCCAAACCUGGAUAACGGUGGAAUGAGAUAGUUACAUUGCAAAGUUUACAUUUGACUGUUUAGUCUGCACUACUUUUUAGCAGUCCUUCUGAGCACGUGACGUGGUGGCUAAAAUAGACUUGUCCAUAUUUGGCAGCUUGCCAAGCUACUCCAAUUUACAUUACAUUUAGAUAUGGUAAAAUAUCGCCUAUCGAUUGUAGUAGUUUGAUAAUAUUGGUUCCAUCCGUAUGAUGCACAAGCAAGGGUCGUUCGUGUCCCCCUUGCUCAGCGGGGUCUUUUGUCAAUGCCAAGCAGAUGAGGCGCACCGGGGUUCUGACCCAGGUGGCGGGGUCGAGGAUACUGGAGGUCCGUCCUUUCCAUCCCCACCUCGGGCUCAGCCGUUGUCAGGGGUGAACACAGGUUCCUGUGAUGACUCCUGUGAACCAUCGUAUCUAUGCGAACUUUGUGGUGGACCCGAGCAGGACCACAGACUGAAAGUGCUGUUUCAAGUCCUGGACGUGAAUGGUGAUGGGGGCAUCUGCGUCAACGACCUGUCCAUUGGGCUCAAGAAACUGGGCGUUCAUCGCACAGAACUCGAGCUUAUGAAAAUAGUUAAAGCGGGAGAUAAGGACCUGGACGGCCAGUUGGACUUCGAAGAGUUUGUCCACUAUCUGAGAGACCACGAGAAGAAGCUCCGGCUGGUCUUCAAAAGCCUGGACACUAAGAACGAUGGUCGUAUUGACAAGCAGGAAAUCAUGCAGUCCCUUCGAGACCUGGGGGUUAACAUCUCCGGGCAGCAGGCAGAGAAGAUCCUCAAAAGUAUGGACAAGAAUGGCACGAUGACCAUCGACUGGAACGAGUGGAGAGACUACCACCUACUGCACCCCGCCAAUAACAUUCCCGAGAUCAUCCUGCACUGGAAACACUCAACGAUAUUCGACGUGGGGGAGAGUUUGAUGGUGCCAGAUGAGUUUACAGCCGAGGAAAAGAAGACUGGGAUGUGGUGGCGACACCUAGUGGCUGGAGGGGCAGCCGGCGCCGUGUCUCGAACCUGCACCGCACCCCUGGACCGGCUCAAAGUGCUCAUGCAGGUCCACGCCUCCCGUACCAACAGCAUGUGCAUCGCCGGCGGCUUCACCCACAUGAUACGCGAGGGCGGUAUGUGGUCACUAUGGCGAGGCAAUGGAAUGAACGUAAUCAAGAUCGCCCCUGAGUCAGCCAUCAAGUUCAUGGCUUACGAGCAGAUCAAACGUUUGAUAGGCAGUAACCAGGAGACACUGGGCAUCCUGGAGAGGUUUGUGGCGGGCUCUCUGGCUGGAGCCAUCGCCCAGAGCAGCAUCUACCCCAUGGAGGUGUUGAAGACCCGGCUAGCCCUGAGGAAGACGGGACAGUUCUCUGGCAUCGCUGACUGCGCCAAACACAUCUUCCGGAAGGAGGGCAUGGCCGCCUUCUACAAGGGCUACAUUCCCAACUUGAUAGGCAUCAUCCCCUACGCUGGCAUCGACCUGGCUGUCUACGAGACUCUGAAGAACUCAUGGCUGCAGCGCUAUGCCACAGACAGUGCUGACCCGGGGGUGUUCGUGCUGUUAGCCUGCGGUACCACCUCCAGCACCUGUGGACAGCUGGCCAGCUACCCCCUGGCCCUGGUCAGGACCCGAAUGCAGGCUCAAGCCACCAUCGAGGGCGGUCCCCAGAUGACCAUGUCGGGGCUGUUCAAACACAUUGUGAAGACUGAGGGUGCAUUCGGACUUUACCGAGGCCUGGCCCCAAACUUCAUGAAGGUCAUUCCAGCGGUCAGCAUCAGCUACGUGGUCUAUGAGAACCUCAAGAUGAGUCUGGGGGUGGUGUCACGUUGAGGCCUGGGGGGAGAAGGAGGUAUCACCUCCCCUUAAGACCAAAUUGAUAAUUUUUGCUUUGCCAAGCAACGGUGUGGGUGACGGGGGGGGGGAGAGAAUCUCAGCAGACAGAGCUGGGGUUGUUAGAGACAAUCUCAUUCUGUAAAUGUUAUGAAGACAGGCGGGGAGAGAUAUUACAACACUAAGGACAAAAAAAACGAUGGAGAGUUUGGAACGGACACUAUGACUGGAAGGGAUGGAGAUCCUCUCCACGUAGCUGUAACCUUAAAGUAUCAUUAUGUAAGGAGUUAUUUUGUUAUCAAUCCAGAGGCACAACACCAUGAGUCCACUGUUGGCUUUUUAUUAUCAAAUUGAAGACUCGGGUGAACUGAAAAACAAUCUCUUCUCUGGAACUCCAGUAUUCUCCAACUUGCUUGAAAUUUGUUAACGGAAAUGUAUUUACUGUUAUGUUCACUCAAUAGUACUAUCCUAUAGGUGGCAGUAUUAGUCAACCUAUCUGGCUUGUGAAAGACUCCUUUUCUAAUUGUCAUCUAAAGUUGUCCUAUGUAAUAUGUAUCCGCCUUAAUGCAGCAUUCAUUAACAUGUAAGAGGCUGCAACUAUUAGGGCAUUUGCUGUUAUUUGUCUGGAGGGAGCAAAACCUCAACUCACAAUUUUGAUUAAUCUGGUUAAUUCCAUAUUUUUCCGUUUUCUCAUUGUAUAGCUUGAUGAGAAUGUUAAACGACUGAUGUGAACAGAACGGGCGAUGCCGGUUGGAUGCCCAUAGUGUGUUAUUGUCCACUUAGUCUUAAAACCGCUGGUAAGAAGUGUGUAUGUCUUGAUGCUAAGACAUUUUUUUUGUAUUGUAACCAGAUAUUUAAAUAAAUAUGGUCCAAGACAGGCAACGCUCAAAGAAUGGAUACUGUUAGCAGAUGUUUAGUUAUGAUACUAUAACAUAUUCAGAAACUGUUAAUAUAUUGUUUUUCAAGAUACAAUGCAACACAUAAUGAUACCUACUGAUCAAGGUUUGAGACGUUACGCUGUCACUUCCUGUGUAACAUUUCAGACAGGAAGAUGGCGGUAUUGAGUCGUUUCUGGGGGUGGGAAACAGGGAAAAUGUGUAUGUUUCAUUUUGAAAGACCAUUUUCCACCAUCAUGCUACAGUGGCUAAUUCUACUCCCGGUCCACAGUAGCAUUUUGAAAGACCAUUUUCCACCAUCAUGCUACAGUUGCUAAUUCUAGCCCCCGGUCCACAGUAGCAUUUUGAAACUAUAUCGUUUUUUUAAUGCCCAUAUUGACAUACUAUAUACUUAAUUAAUUUUAGUAUACGGGAAACAAACGGCAUCGUUUCAGUUGAGCGUACUAGAGCAUCGCCUGUCUACCGGAAGUGGAUGCUGUUGCUAUGGAACCUUUUGCUAGCUUGUUAGCAUAACAAAUGACUAGCUAAACAUUUUACGAUUUCGGGUGUGUUUGUAAAUUCAAUCUGGAGGGAUAGUGCACUCUGGGCGUUCGUAAAUCCAGAGUCCCUUUGGUAAAUUCAUCAGUUAUUGUGUGCGAGAGUGCUCUGAAAUCGGAGUAGAUGUAGAAUGAUGUAAAUAAUCAUGUCACUAAACGUUGGGUAGUUAGUUAGAUGGCUAAUAUGCUGUCUGUCAAGUUUGAUGUUUUAGUAACUAGUUAACAUACCUGUACAUACUGCUGUAAUGCUAUAUGGUUCGUUAUUAGAAAAGUCAUUACAUUGCUCAACAUUUGUCAAAAUUCGUUGAAGCAAUUCAUUUGUAUCUGCUCUCGUUGUACUUCGGGUGCAUAUUUUAUGCCAUUUUCUUUAAAUCUGAAAACUUGAAGCCACGCACAUUUUCUGAAUUGCAUUAUGGGCCCUAAAAGCAUCCACUGCAUGUAUACUUGGUAUUUUGGCAAACUUUUGGCAUAUUAUGACCAAUAAACAUACUACAUACUCAAUUCAUGUCACAAAUAGUACAGUUAGUGCGGUUAGUAUGAGUAUUGGAACGCAGGUCAGGGGUGAAAAGACAGACUGCUGCAACCCGAUACACAACAACCAACAUUAUUCACUGUAUCGUGGUGGUGGAAAAUGGUGUUUCAUAAAGAAAGGACAGACAUUUUCCCUGUUUUUUCGGUCUUCUCUCCAUUAAAUCGAGUUAAGGAAGGAAUCGAGGCCUUUGCGGCCUGAAUGGAGAAUGUUUUCUGUACAAUCCGGCCCACGGGGAUACGAGUAUAAAGCCGGCUGCAUAGAUUUUCUUUGGACGGUAAAAUGAAAUUACUCGAUAUCAACAUCUGACAGCCUUUGAGCUAGUAUUUCUUGAGUUCGGGACUUGUUUGUUUUGAGUUUAGUUGGUUGUCACUAUUUACCUAAAUGCUUUUUCUAGUUGGUGCAGCUCCACAAAAAUAAGUACUAAUCUUUUGCACUUUUGCUUUAGCAAAUACCGGAGCCCGAAUCCAUAUAUUCUCUCCACAAGAGGAUGGAAAAGGCUGUGUCUGUAUUAUUGUACCCCACCUAAGGAUACCACUCCAUACUGCCUGAAGUGUAGCGCCUCAUUUCCUGCAUUGACGAGCAGGAAAUCAGAUUACGCUUUUGUGAACUCGAAAUUCAUAUUGUCCCCCUAUAUCGCUGAAGGCUAAAAUGUAUAGUGUAUCUAUACACUAUACAAAACAUUUAAGAACACAUUCUUUUUCCAUGAUGUAGACUGACCAUGGGAAUCCGGGUGAAAUGAUCCCUUAUUGAUGUCACUUGUUAAAUCCACAGCGGUUGUUGAAGAUGAAAGGGAGGAGACAUGUUAAAUAAGGAUUUUUAAGCCUUGAGACAAUUGAGUCAUGGAUUGUGUGCCAUUCAGAGGGUAAAUUGGAAAGACAAAAGAUUUAAGUGCCUAUGAACGGGGUUUGUUAGCAGGUUUCAAGUGCAUCAGUUUGUGUUUAGAACUCCCAACGCUGCUGGGAUUUUCAUGCUCAACAGUUUCCUGUGUGUAUAAAGAAUGGUCCACCACCCAAAGGACAUCCAGCCAACUCGAUAUUGGGAAGGUGUUCCUAAUGUUUGGUAUAUUCAUUAGUCUUUAUGUGGUCUCUUGAAUCAAAACAGCUCAUUUCACGGUAUUGAAAUAUUUUGCAAAACAUAUCCAGACUAAAUCUUCAUUUACAGUGAGCUACAAAAGUAUUGGGCCAGUGACAUGUUUUUGUUUUGGUGGUUCUGUACUCCAGCACUUUGGAUUCCUAAUGAUACUAUGGGGUUAAAGUGCAGACUGUUAGCUUUAAUUUAUCUUUGUCCAUAUUUGGUGACCGUUUAGAUAUGACAGCACUUGUACAUAAUCCCUCCAUUUUAGGGAGUCAAAGGUUUAGUACAGUAUAUGGUCCCAUAUUCCUAGCACACAAUGAUGAUUACAUCAAGCUUGUUACUCUACAAACUUGUUGGAUGCAUUUGCUGUUUUGUUUUGGUUGUGUUUCAGAUGAUUUUGUGCCCAAUAGAAAUGAAUGGUAAAUAAUGUGUUCGGUCAUUUUGGAGUCACUUUUAUUGUAAACAAGAAUAGAAUGUUCUCAACACCUCUACGUUCAUGUGGAUGCUACCAUGGUUACGGAUCAUCCUGAAUUGUGAAUGAGUGAGAAAGUUACACAAAUCUCAUACCCCCCCCC